UUUGAAGGUCUCCAUCCUUCAUCUUCAACCAGUGCAGCUGCAUGAAAUCUUUAAUUGGAUGGCGUUGGCCCCGAAUUAGAGGCCAUUCUCAUUCUCACAGGGGCAGUUGGAUGGAAAAGGGUUGGAUGCGAUCCAGUCCCGAUUCCCACGCACCCAAAAGUCCACAGUCGGUGUAUGAGCACUAUAAAAUUAUUGAAAUGGCUCUGCAUUCAAUUGUUCACAAUCCUCCUUUGUUAACAUUUUCGAGUAGAGAAGUGUAGUUUAAAGGUCCGCAUUUGGUGCUCAAAUCUAUUCACUAAUUUUGGCUAGAUUUCAACUCAAAUUAUGUGGCAAGUAUAAUGAAAAGUAUAUGUUCUCAGCAAACAGAUUCUGUUCAAUUUCAGAAAAAUCGAAUACUUCCUUUGACGACAACGCAUCAGUCUUAGUUAAGCAUUUUCAGUUGAAUACACAAACACUCAUUCGAGCAUUUGGCUUUACCCAGUUUUGGAAUAUUUACUAAAUUGCUGUAUCUGUAAAAGCAUGCAAUAUCGAGUGAAUCAUUGUCACAUUGGAACUUGACCAUACUGACCUUUGUCAAAUCAAUAACUAACUUAAGAAAAGGGUAUUCCCAGAUUCGCUCACCGCAUCCAGCAGUUUCGUAUCUGCUAGAAACCUUAUAUACGUUGAGAUAGAUUGCUGAUCGGUGAUAACCCGUCUGGCGAAUGACAACAGCCGGCAGUUUUAGUUGAUCCGCCGGUGAGCGAGCGAGUGUCCAAAUCGAUGCAUGCGAUACAAGUGCCCGCCGGAGGUGCGCUGCCUGCUGCUGCCUCCUACAUUCCCUGCGUGACCUUUGCCCCCGGCCAGAAUGAGUGCGCAGUGGCGGAGCAGCGGAUAGGAACGCUUGUGGCGGAGCGGACAGCCCAGCGGCGCUUCUUCUACGGCAUCGAGGUGAUGGCCAGCGGAGCGGGUGGCCGCCCAACCUGCCUGGACUUCAAUCACUUCCUGCCGCUCCUGCCCACCUUCGUGAGCGUCGUCUGGCUGAGCCAGCGCUACUGGGACGUGGAGCCAGUGGGCCAGGUGGAGAGCCUCCGGCUGGCCCAACACCUGGCCACCCGCAUUCCCGUGCUGCCCCACGUGUCCGCCUAUCGAAUGAGAAGGCAGCGGCUGGAUCAGCUUCUGGCCCUCAACUUCAGCAGUCUGUUGGCAGUGCGAGGGGAUCACGUGCACGAGGAGCAGGAUUUCCUGGUUGGCCACCCCAUGGUCGAGCAUUUGAGACGCCGGCGAGGUGAUAAAAUAUCUGUCUGUGUGCCUGGAUACCCAGAGGGUUACACUAGUUUGGGCGACGUACCCCAAAACUCAACCAAGAACAUGGCGUUUCUGAAGGCAAAGGUUGAUGCGGGAGCGGACUGCAUCAUCACACAAUUAUGCUACCGUCCCGAGGUCAUAGUGCAGUUUGUGAAGGACUGUCGAGCAGCUGGCAUCUCGGUGCCCAUUGUUGUGGGUCUGAUGUCGCACGAAUCCUUUCGCUCCUACUCGAUGAUCGAGCAAAUAGCCGGUGUCCAUCUGCCAGAUGAUUUGCGGGAGGAACUCGAUCAGCUGCACAGUGCCCAUAUGAGGGAUAUGAAGUCUGACCAGGAUCUGAUAAGAAGGUUCUUUGUUAGCCUCACCGUGCGAACCGUUCGUCAUGUCUUGGAGGCCGAUGUGGGGGUCUGGGCCUUCCACUUUUUCACACUCAACCGCUUCAAGUCCGUCCAGGCCGUGCUUCAGGAACUGCGAGAUCUGGAUGUGAUCAAGGACUCUGAAAGGGAUAAGAAGGGCUACGAAGAGUAAAACUAAUAUAAAUAAAUUUGCAAAAUAUUGCGGGCUCUAAUACCUUA
Drosophila erecta is the source of this 1856-nucleotide messenger RNA. Its product is annotated as probable methylenetetrahydrofolate reductase. Gene Ontology annotation, biological process: tetrahydrofolate interconversion. The transcript is spliced from 3 exons. NCBI's taxonomy places the organism in Eukaryota, Metazoa, Arthropoda, Insecta, Diptera, Drosophilidae. Gene Ontology annotation, cellular component: cytosol. The coding region runs from base 760 to 1809 and encodes 349 amino acids. Gene Ontology annotation, molecular function: methylenetetrahydrofolate reductase [NAD(P)H] activity; FAD binding. The record is from RefSeq and is a predicted model, not a curated record.